AUGGCAAAUCUUGGUGUUUUCCCAGGCCUGGGCCCAACCCGGGCCGACUUUGACAAUCCUACAGUCUUAGCCGCGGUCAACCCCGACCCAAUCGUGGGUUAUGCCAUGGUAUGCCCGAUUCCCGACAACAACCCUGGUUGGAAGCCGACUGCGUAUACAGCAGCUAUUGCUAGCGGCGCCAACAAGUACGAGAUCAAGGCUGCUGAUAUUACGGCUACUCCUCCCCCUAACCCAGCCGUGGUUCUGAACAAGGAGAACACUGAGGUGUGCUAA
This is a messenger RNA of Penicillium argentinense, 273 nucleotides long. RefSeq lists its product as uncharacterized. NCBI's taxonomy places the organism in Eukaryota, Fungi, Ascomycota, Eurotiomycetes, Eurotiales, Aspergillaceae. The record is from RefSeq and is a predicted model, not a curated record. Bases 1 to 273 code for a protein of 90 amino acids. The transcript has 2 exons.